GAGAAGCUGUGUCUGCUGCAGAGUAAGCAGGAGUCCGAAUGUAUUUAAUAACGCUGUUUAAAUCAGGUGCUUGAUUUGAAGUCUGUGAUUGAGCUUCAUGAACGUUUUUGGACGUAACGGAGGAAGUUAGUGAGGAAGGAACGAUGGUGGACAGCAGCGUGUUUGAUCUGGACUACUCGUCAUGGACUCUGCGUGUGCAGCUCACCUGCCUGGGCUUCGUCUUCUACAGCGUCGUCUUCCUCCUGUCUCACUUCCUGUCUGUCCUGCUCUCCAGAACGUACCGAGAUCUGUCUGCCCGGGAGAAGGUGUUCUGGGCACUGGCCGCGGCGCGGGCGGUCUUCGGCGUGCAGGGCGCGGCCGCCGGCCUGCGGGCGCUGAUGGAGGAUGGCCCCCUGUUUGCCGAUAAGGUCCUGGGACAGGCGGGCUGGUCGUGGUUUAACGUCCUGACGUCCUGCGGGUUCUUCGUGUUCGAGAACCUGGCGCUGCACGGCUCCAACGCCGUGUUCAGGACCUUCGAUCCGGCCCUCGCCGUUCACCACGCCUUCGCCCUGGCAGGAUACGCCGGCACCGUGGUGUGGGAGGAGAUGGGUCACUUCCUGCCCAUGGUCACCCUGCUGCUGGAGAUGAGCACGCCCUUCACCUGCGUCUCCUGGAUGCUCCUCAAGGCCGGCUGGUCCCACACGCUCUUCUGGAGGAUGAACCAGUGGAUGAUGAUCCACAUGUUCCACUGCCGCAUGGUGCUCACCUACUACAUGUGGUGGGUGAGCUGGUGCCACUGGGAGGGGCUGUGUACCCACGUGGCGCUGCCGCAGCUGCUCAUCUUCUUCACCGGCCUGGCGCUGCUCACGCUCGUCCUCAACCCCGUCUGGACCCACAAGAAGACCAUGCAGCUCCUCAACCCCGUCGACUGGAACUUCAGCAAACCGGCGCCGCAGAACGGCCCGCGCGGGGGGAAGGAGCACGCCGGCUGAGCUCGCAGCAGGGGCUUCUGGGAAAUGUAGUCAUCUGAUAGAGACUGAGAAUGUGCUUUGGUUAUGAAAGCGCUUGAAACGAGGCUAUUGUUGUUUAUUUUUAUUUAUUGUGACAUUUUUAUGGUGGUUUAAUUGACUUCUUUGGUCAGUUGAUGUA
Molecule: messenger RNA, 1128 nt
Organism: Trichomycterus rosablanca
Lineage: Eukaryota; Metazoa; Chordata; Actinopteri; Siluriformes; Trichomycteridae
Gene: cln8
Product: CLN8 transmembrane ER and ERGIC protein
Exons: 4
Coding region: 144-971 (275 amino acids)
Biological process (GO): phospholipid metabolic process; nervous system development; lipid homeostasis
Cellular component (GO): membrane; endoplasmic reticulum
Molecular function (GO): ceramide binding
Source: RefSeq, a predicted model, not a curated record